Molecule: messenger RNA, 702 nt
Organism: Abrus precatorius (Indian licorice)
Lineage: Eukaryota; Viridiplantae; Streptophyta; Magnoliopsida; Fabales; Fabaceae
Product: transcription repressor OFP16-like
Exons: 1
Coding region: 1-702 (233 amino acids)
Biological process (GO): negative regulation of DNA-templated transcription
Source: RefSeq, a predicted model, not a curated record
AUGCCAAACAAGCUCAGAAGAAGUAGAAACAACCUUCGACUCAGACGCCUCAACCUAUGUUUCUCAAAUCCCAUGCAGCCGUUCACACCUGAAUCUCCCCCUGCAAGCCCCACACCUUCCUCAUCAUUUCUUCAACAUCAUUUUCAUCACAGUCACAGCUGUCCAUCAUCACCACCCACCGCCACGUCAUCAAUCAUUACCAGCACCGUCACCGCCGACCUCGCCACCGCCUUCGCCUCCCAACGCUUCUUCUUCUCCUCCCCCGGCCUCUCCAACUCCAUCGUCGAAUCCACCACCACCGACACCAAUUGCACCUCAUCUUCUUCCUCCUCGGUGAUGGCCACCGCCCCUCCGACGCCGCCAGAUGAAUCUGCCACCGACGAGAAGGAAAAGAAGGUGCUGUUCAGCGGCAGUGUGGCGGUGCCGACCUACUCGCCGGACCCUUACGUGGACUUCCGGCGGUCCAUGGAGGAGAUGGUGGAGGCGCGUCCGGAGUUGAUGGACGUGAAGUCCAACUGGCACGUGUUGCACGAUCUUCUUCUCUGCUAUCUUGCGCUCAACCCAGAGAGCACUCACAAGUUCAUUCUCGGUGCUUUUACUGAUCUUCUCGCUAACCUCAUGUCCUUUUCUUUUUCUUCUUCUUCUUCUUCUUCUCCGUCGCCGGCGGUGGCGAGGGAUGUUAGAGAAUUUGAUGAGCGUUGA